CUUAUAGAGACUAGCGGCGCCGCUCCCGCCUAGCGUCGCCGCUGUCCACAAAAUUCACGGUGGAGGAUUUAAUAUUUUGGGUUUUGGAGCAAGAACCGGGCAAGAUCACGAGCGCCUUGCCUGGGAGCCUCUCCGGAUCCCGCAUUGCGGCAAUCGAAUCGGCAGAUCGGGCGAGCGGGCGCCCGGCAAUGUCAGGGAUGAAAGCCGAUCGUGUCAGCUACACGGAGGAAUUCAUCUACAAUUCCAGAGGCACGAGGCUUUUCACUUGCCGAUGGAUCCCGCUGCGCCAGGAUGUCAAGGGAUUGGUCUUUCUUUGCCACGGAUAUGGAAUGGAAUGCAGCCGAUUCAUGAAAGGAACUGGACAACGCCUGUCAAGAGCUGGAUACGCGGUGUUUGGAAUCGACUAUGAAGGCCAUGGAAGAUCUGAGGGGCGGAGAUGUUACAUUCGCAGCUUCGACGAUCUCGUGGACGAUUGCAUCGUGUUCUUUAAGAACGUCCGAGAAUGGCCGGAGUAUAGAAGGAAGCCAUGCUUUCUUUACGGCGAGUCCAUGGGAGGCGCUGUGGCGCUCCUCGUCCAGAAGAAGACUCCAGGCGAAUGGAACGGGGCAAUCCUGGUGGCUCCAAUGUGCAAGAUAUCAAAGAAUAUGAAGCCGCAUCCACUGCUAAUUCGCGUCCUCGUGAAGCUGGCCCGCACGAUCCCGACUUGGAAGGUCGUCCCCAUCAAAGACGUGAUCGGCCAAGCCUUUAAAGAUCCUGUGAAACGAGAGGAGAUCCGAGACAACCCUUACGUCUAUCAAGGCCGCCCACGAUUGCGGACAGCGGUGGAGAUGCUCUACACAAGUCUCAAUCUUGAAUGUCAGCUCCAUGAGGUGAAGCUCCCAUUUCUCGUGCUCCACGGAGAGAACGACGUCGUCACGGACCCGGCCAUCAGCCAGGAGCUCUACGACUCGGCCGGGAGCCUGGACAAAGCCAUCAAGAUCUACCCCGGUAUGUGGCACGGCCUCACGUCCGGAGAGCCCGACGAGAACAUCGACAUGGUCUUCGAGGACAUAGUAACGUGGCUCGACAUGAGGUGCCCCCCCGGAAGCCUGGCAGCCAGUCCCAUACGAUUCUCGGACAUCCAGACGCGACGAGCAAUGCUGGCUUGCAGCAGCCCGCUGAGGCUGGAGGACGCUCACACCAGGCAGCCGGGCAUGGUUGGAUCGCUGCGGCAUAGGCAUCUCACCGGCCAGACCAACGGAGCGUCCAGCGUCCCCGCCAGCCCGAUGAGACUCUUCGACUUCCGGAAGAGAGGCCUGGCGUCCUCGCCGAGCGUUCCCGCCAGAGACUCGGAGCUCAAGUGCUUGCGGUGGAUGGAUCACAAAGGAAGCGACUCUUGCGCUCGCGGUGCUGCAAGACACGACAACGCGGGUCACCGGCUUCCACCGGUGAUGAUCAGAUAGCAAAGCUCGCAAGGGCAUAAAAAUAAGAAGAAGACGCGAGAAUUCAAGUGAGAGGUACUCCUUUAUUUCUUUUUGGGA
Messenger RNA from Selaginella moellendorffii, 1520 nucleotides. RefSeq names its product caffeoylshikimate esterase. The transcript is spliced from 8 exons. NCBI's taxonomy places the organism in Eukaryota, Viridiplantae, Streptophyta, Lycopodiopsida, Selaginellales, Selaginellaceae. The record is from RefSeq and is a predicted model, not a curated record. Bases 189 to 1442 code for a protein of 417 amino acids. Gene Ontology annotation, molecular function: lipase activity. Gene Ontology annotation, cellular component: membrane.